AAAAGAUACUCCUCUGAAUCAGACCGAGGAAGAAACCGUGGGGGGAGCAGAGGAUGAGAGGAGGCAGCUGCGCCGCUCGACGGCCCACCGCGCACCCCCGGCCCCGCGACCGUCGGCUCGCCGGUGAACUCGUACUCCGCCAUUCGCCCGCCGCCCUCGCCGGUGAACUUCCUUAAGAGCUGACUGAUCUGCGCUUCCGGUUUCCUUUCAACAGAUACUCCAAUGCCCAAGAGUCGGUUCAUCAACAAAGGCCCAAGAGUGUAACUGACAGAAAGAAGUAUGUGGUGGUGAUCAACAAAGGCCCAAGAGUCGGUUCUCGGUCAGGUGACAAGUUAGAAAAAUCUAUGCCGUGAUGGUUUGUUAACAAUGACCAAGAGACAAGUGCUGUACCAGUCAAGUCUAUACGAUAAAGCAAGAAAGAAUGCAACCACAUACAAAGGAUCCUGCGCAUGGAAUGGGUCCAAUUUUAGUGAGCAGAGCACUGGCAUUUUCUACAGACCAGAAAGCUUGACUUUGUUAACCAGCCAUUACCAGAGAGAGAGAGAGAGAGAGCACAAGAAGAGUUUGCAGACAGACACAUCAACUUCCACUCCUGAGAAGUCAUAAGAACUGUGGAUACAAGUCCCCGUGGUACCAAAUGGCUCCCUUUUUUCUUUGAUUGACCAGGAAGCAUGACUUUGAUAACCAGCAACAACUGAGAAGCGUGACUUUGAUAACUAGCAAUGGCCGGGGGAGGCAGGGGCAGAGCAUAGAAAGAGUUUGUAGAGACAUCAACUAUUCAAUUUCCAAGCUCAGUGUUCGUUCCCGAGGAUACAAGUUCCCCUAGUCCCCACAAAUGGAGAUUUUCAUUUCUGCGUUGAUGGGUGAACUCAUAUCAAGAUCCAUGAGUUCCAUCAUCAAAAAAUACUCCAAGCCACCGGCGGAGGCCGUGGAAGCUAGGUUAGAGAGGAUUCUACUCAGGGGGCAGGUCAUCAUCGACGAGGCAAUGGGGCGGCACAUCACAAACCAUGGAAUGCUCCGGCAGCUUACCAUGCUGAGGUAUGCCAUGUACCAAGGCUACUAUGUGCUUGACACCUUCAGAUGCCAAGCAUACAAAGAAGAGGAGAAUAAUCUGGCUGUGAGUCAAUCUGGGGUGGUGUCCAAAUUUCAUUCUGCACAACGCCUCUGCCUCUCCAGCAGCAACAACAAAAAAACAUCACAAGGGCUUGAAGUGGCCCUCGAAGGUUUGAGAUCCAUGAUUCUUGAUGCCAGCGAGAUGGUCAGGUUCCUGACAACAUAUCCCCGCCUACAUCGUCAGCCUUACAGCAUGCAUCUCUUGCUGGACAAGUGCAUGUUUGCCCGCCAGAGGGAGACAGAAGUAGUUACAAACUUCCUUCUGUGCACACAAUCUUGUACUAGUAGUUUUGAUGUCCUCCCAAUUGUUGGUCCGGAGAAUGUUGGAAAGAGCACUCUUGUCGCUCAUAUCUGCGAAGACGAAAGAGUACGUGACCGUUUCCACCAGAUUGUUUUUUUCAGGCACGAUAAUUUCAGAGCUCAAGAUAUAGCCAAUUUGACAGGCAGAUGUGCGGCAAGACAUGUGAAUAAUGAGAGAUUGAUGAUCAUCGUCGACAUAGUUGGGGAUCUCGACGAAGAUCUGUGGGAAAGCAUGUGCUCUCUUUGCCGACAAAGCACUAAAAGUGGUAGUAAAAUCAUUAUCACAAGCCGAUCUGACAAGAUCACAAAGCUUGGAACAACACAGACUCUAGUACUGAAGCAUCUGUCGCAUGAGGCAUUCUGGUAUUUCUUCAAGGUGAUGACAUUUGGAAGCACGGAUCCCAAGAUGCACCCAAGACUUGUGUAUUUGGCAAUGGAGAUGGCAAAGUUGAUGAAUUAUAAUCUCGCUGAUGCUAGCAUCGCUGCAUGUGUAUUGAGAGCCAAUUUUAACAUCAGUUUCUGGUGCAAGGUUCUGGAAUUACGAAGAGGAUACAUACAAAAUCAUCUCUGUAAGUUUGAUGGGCAUCCGCAUGAACUUCUCAGUGAGAAUAGACCUGUGUAUUUCCAACCAAUGGCUACAACUACUGAAGAUAUUCUUGUUCUUGGUACUAAUCAGACAUGCUCUUCCGAAGAGGAAGUUCCCAAGAUAACGGCCGUAGAUGUUCUGUACGGAACCUCUAGGCCACAAGGGGGAACAUUUAAGGUCCUUGCAUGGAAAUCUCCGAUACCGCCCUACCAUUGCUACAUACAAACUUACGAGAUCCGAGAGCUGCAAGCUAGAGCGAUGAAGAGGAAGCGCCCUCUGGAAUGGUAUUAGCCAUGUUUAGUUUUGCUAAUGUACGCCUUGUAAACUCUUGUGCCACUACUUUCUGCUAUGUUGUAUUACUGAAAAAACAAGGUAUGAUAUGGAGACAUACAUUUCCUUUCAUA
This is a messenger RNA of Triticum aestivum (bread wheat), 2403 nucleotides long. Its product is annotated as disease resistance protein RGA2. The record is from RefSeq and is a predicted model, not a curated record. Bases 836 to 2290 code for a protein of 484 amino acids. The transcript is spliced from 2 exons. NCBI's taxonomy places the organism in Eukaryota, Viridiplantae, Streptophyta, Magnoliopsida, Poales, Poaceae.